AUGGCAUGUCACAUAUCAGAACCCCCGGAUGACAUUCUCCCAAGCACAACUUUGGUGCACCAGAUUGAGAUUCUUUUAGACCCUGAUUUUGCUAAUCUCAUCUCUCUAAUAUCCUUUGGCUUGAAUUUCAAGAUGAACCUGAUAAUUUUGAUGAGGUUGGAAGUCUCUGUAAAAUCUCAAUCUGAAGACGAAUUUGGGUCGAUCCAUUCAUGUACCGGCUUGCUUUCUGUUUUUCAAUGCAUGCUCUUCGCUUGCAGACUUGUAUUAAAUCCUACGGCGGCCGAGUGCAUAAGCCUUGCUUCCACCAUGAAAAUGGAAGGAUUUACAUCAGGAUCCACGGGAGAAGGAAGGAAGAAGGAAAACUGA
Molecule: messenger RNA, 366 nt
Organism: Dovyalis caffra
Lineage: Eukaryota; Viridiplantae; Streptophyta; Magnoliopsida; Malpighiales; Salicaceae
Source: the annotation of a GenBank genome assembly